CCUGUUCAUUCACCUCCAACCAUCAACAGGGGUCAUACCUUACAGCGAGGGUUUACCCGAGGACUCUAAAUACAUCUCGGAUUAACUUCCAUUGCGAGAUCACUUUAUUUUUUAUUUUUAUCAUGAACAUCUUCUUAUUAUAACGUUUGAAUAUUUCUUAUUAUAACAUUUGAAUAUUUCAAACUACUUUAUUCUUUUUUAAAUUCGCUGCAGAGUUUCAAAGACAUCAUUUUUUUAUUAGCAAUUUAUCAAUUGUGCACCUGGUAAUUUAGGAGAUGAUGUCUAGGUUGCAGAUAUUGCUCUUGUUGUGGGGUGCGGUCUCAAUCACUUGGGCACGAGUUGCACUCAGCGACGUAAUGGAUAAUGGAAUUAAAGAGGAACUAGAACAGACCGACGAACCACUGCUGGAUGAUGAGAUGGACAACCAGGAGAACGUUUUAACUCAGCUGCUGGGAGAUUAUGACAAAGUGAAAACGCUGUCGGAAGGCUCUGACUGUCGCUGUAAAUGUGUUGUCAGACCGCUGAGCAGAAGUGCCUGCCGGCGGAUAGAGGAGGGCGCCGCCAGGGCCGAAGACUUUUACACAGUGGAGACUGUGACAUCGGGGCCCAAUUGUAAAAAGUGUGUGUGUAUAGCCCCACCCUCUGCUCUGAAUCCCUGCGAGGGAGAUUACAGGUUCAAGAAGCUGCAGGAGGCAGGGAAAGAUGACAUCAAGCUCUCAACAGUAAUGGAGUUACUGGAGGGAGCGUUUUACGGGAUGGAUCUAUUAAAGUUGCACUCAGUUACAACCAAACUCCUCAACCGGGUUGACAAUAUAGAAAAGACCUUUUCUUGUAACCACACGGAGAAGGAUAAAGUGAGUGUGAGGAGCCCCUCUAGUGAGGAAAAGGAGAGAAGAGCCCAGCAGAGGAUGGAAAAGAGAAAACGUCUGACUGAGCUGGAGCCGUCCCUGCAGAAGGAUACAGCUGCAGCUUAUGCUAACACAGAGAAGAAGUAUGAGGAGCGCUACAUUGGGGCCAAGGGCCAGGGGUCCACCAGGCCCAUGCUGAAGAGGAGCCAGCCGCAAAACAGGGAGGAGCUCCAGGGGCCCCUGAAAGGCAAGGUGGGACUCAACGGCAUGGUCAUCAGAGGAGUGACUUUCUACAAGGCCAACACGGUGGACGAUAGAGCCGCUGGGGAGCUCACAGCAGACGAAGCCCUGAGCGGUGAUGGUUCCAUGGACUUGCUCAUCGAUGACCAGCUCCUGAGACCCACCCAGCCCAGACCUGUAGCAGGCACCCCGACACCAACAUCGCAAGACAGGAAGUGGAACCCAGACAACCAGGCCACUCGUGCCUCCAAAACAGCCCCUAGUCCCCAAGGGAAUCCCACCACAUCUGCCCUUAGAGCUACCGAGACACCAUCAACCACUCUGUUCAUCCCGACCACAACCAUUCCAACCACAACUACGACCCCAGCAACCACCACUACAAUGGUUGCGACAAGCGCAAGCACCACUCAACCAGCGGCCACUAGGAAACCUGAAACCUUGUCUGUUUUGACGUCUCCAAACGCUGCAGUGCGACAGGUCAACAGCACCACAGCCCCACCCAGCAAGGUGAUGGGUGCGCCCAAACCCAAGCAUCGCAUCAGCUGGACAGAGGGCCCCUCGGCGACCCCUAAAGUCCCUGGCAUGUGCAAAGACACUCUGGCCUCCAUCUCGGACCCAGUGACCCAUAACACCUACGGCCGGAAGGAAGGAGCCUGGAUGAAGGACCCAAAGGGCAACGGAAAUGUCAUAUAUGUCACCAACUACAACUAUGGUAACCACCUACUGGAAUUCCACGACAUGGACAACUUCAAACAAGGACACGUCACCCAUUCCUACAAGCUACCGUACAACUGGAUUGGCACAGGCCACGUGGUGUACAACGGAGCUUUCUAUUACAACCGCGCCUUCUCCCGUGACAUCAUCAAGUUCGACCUGCAUCUGCUCUACGUGGCGGCCUGGACGACGCUGCACGAUGCCGUGUUAGAGGAGGACGCCUCCUGGAGGUGGCGAGGACACUUGGAUAUCGACUUUGCGGUGGAUGAGAGCGGCCUGUGGUUAGUGUACCCUGCUCUGGAUGAGGAGGGCUUCCAUCAGGAAGUAAUCAUCCUAAGCCGUGUGAACCCGACCGACCUCAGCCUCCAGAGUACGUUCAGAACGGGCCUGAGGAGACACUUCUACGGAAACUCCUUUGUCAUUUGUGGUGUCCUGUAUGCGGUGGACAACUACGAACACACCCAUGCCAAUAUAUCCUACGCCUUCGAUACGCACACACACACCCAGAUGAUCCCCAGAAUACCGUUCACAAACAACUACACAUACACGACGCAAAUCGACUACAACCCCAAGGACAAAAAGCUGUACGCAUGGGACAACGGUCACCAGGUGACCUACAAUGUUAUAUUUGCAUAUUAAAAGCAAACGAGUAGUGAUAUAUAUAUAAUAAAGGGACGAGCACUUUUUUGUAUAAAAGAUCCUAAAUAUAUACACUACCGAUCAAAAGUUUAAGAACACCUACCCUUUCAAGGGUUUUUCUUCAUUUUUAUUAUUUUCAACAUUGUAGAAUAAUAAGCGAAGACAUCAAAACUAUGAAAUAACACAAAAAAGUGUUACACAAAUCAAAAUUUGAAGAGUGUGCAAAGCUGUCAUCAAGGCCAAAGGGUGGCUAUUUGAAGAAUCUCAAAUAUAAAAUAUAUUUUGAUUUGUUUAACACUUUUUUUUGGUUACUACAUGUCUUAUUUCAUAGUUUUGAUGGCUUCACUAUUAUUCUACAAUGUAGAAAAUAUAAAAAAUAAAGCAAAACCCUUGAAUGAGUAGGUGUUCUCAAACUGUUGACCGGUAGUGUACAUUUAAUGUCUUAGUGGAUUGUAGAUCAGUCUACAGGGCCAUUGUGUUUUGCACUUUAUAAUCUCUGUUGCUCGGUUUGUGUUUUAUUUCUCAAAAUGUCUCCCAUUUUGUCCCAACGCAUAUAGUUGUAUUUUUAUAUUUAAUGGUCACCGUUUUUAACUGCCCAAAUGGCAGCAGGCAAGAUCAUUCAGCAAAGCAAGAGAGUUAUUUCUUACUGCUUGUUAGAAGUUUAAAGUGUAUGUUGUGUAUAUACUGUAAUUUAAAAUGAAGCUUUUAAUAAAAUAAAUGCCUUCAAACAUGAA
Molecule: messenger RNA, 3175 nt
Organism: Salmo salar (Atlantic salmon)
Lineage: Eukaryota; Metazoa; Chordata; Actinopteri; Salmoniformes; Salmonidae
Product: olfactomedin-like protein 2B
Biological process (GO): signal transduction
Source: RefSeq, a predicted model, not a curated record